AGUCAGCGGGGCUGGACUGUAGUAGUUUUAAGUAGCAGCAGCCUGAGACAAGCUCUUCAUUACUUGAUCAGCUUCUGACUGAGAGGGAUCGUCUCUACUACUGGAUAACAACAGACCACAUCGGAUCACAGAAGACAAAAUGAAGCUGUUACAGCAAAGGGAGGAUACAACAAAUGAUAGAAAGUUCUUAAAAUCUCAGGUGGAGAAAAGACGAAGGGAGAGGAUGAACUGCAGUCUGGAGCGUCUGAGGUCCAUGUUGGUUCAGGAGCCAGAGCAACAACCGGGUGGGACUCAGAGCAGAGUGGAGAAAGCUGAGAUCCUCGAGCACACAGUCCUCUUUUUACAGAAGACUACUAAAGGAGACAAAGCGCGAGCUGGAGGAGGCGAACAUUCCUUCCAAGACGGGGUCUCCACCUGCCUGCAGAGAGCUGCUCAGUUCCUGGGACCUGAGGGAAAAAGCCUGUGGCUCGGAGCAGCACUGGAUGGAUAUUUUGCUGCUCGCUUUUCCCGUUCAGACUCUGACUCUGCAGCAGGCGUCCAAAAAAGAACCGAAGCUCAGUCCUCGUCCAGCUCUCUGUCACACUCAAAGUCCAUUCUUCAGAUGCUGAGGCAGAAAUCCAAGCACAGAGCAUGCAGUCCAAAGAGUUUUGCUCAUCCGUACAAACUUCCAGUGCAGCAAGAGUCCCCCACAGUUCCUCAACAGGCUCAGACACAGAAUCAGCUUGAGUCCAGAGUGGAGAGGCGAGCGAGCAAACAAAGUCCGUCCCCAAACUGUCCAGUCGGCCAGACUCUGUGGCGGCCCUGGCCUUGAUUUCAUUACCAACAAAACUGAACUUUUAAUGACUCUAUUAUAUAUCUAUAAUACUCACUUCAUGCCAGCUGUACUGUUACUGAAAGAACAUUGGCAAAGGAAAAACCUGUUUAGGCCUGUGAAUAAUGUUACAAAUGUCUUGUGUACAUGUGAUGUAUGCGUGAACGUGUUCCCUCACUACUCCUCUGUAGUGGUUAUGAAUGAGUGCAGACAGCGGGGCAGCUAUCUGUUCUGCAAGCAGGCACAGGGGCUCAUCAAGAGCGAGAGAGCCCAGUCCAUGUAGCCCAGCCGAGCUUUUCGAGCUGAAAGAACAGAGUUUAGAGGUUAGUAUUGUUGAGAUGAAGAGCUUCUGCCUUCCUCAUAAUACUGAAAGAUCACCUGCUCAACCUGGCAUCACGAUUCCAAAGUUUAAUGCUAGAGUGGAUAGUGACUGAGAGUCCGUCCAUCGCAGGUGUGGGAUGUCAUGGUUGGAGGUUUGGAGAGUCCUGCACCUUCAACUGUGUGCCAGGUUGUCUGCGAGCAGCAGAGUCCAUAAUAUAACAUGUAUUCUUUAUCAAUAUAAAUAUAUUUUGUCUAUUUUGCACACUAAUUUAUUCUGGAUGUCUCCCUAUGGUGAGCAGUAUUCUUUUUUAUAAGAAAAUAAAAACAUUCCUUAAAUUGA
Messenger RNA from Labrus mixtus (cuckoo wrasse), 1472 nucleotides. RefSeq lists its product as uncharacterized. The transcript has 3 exons. Lineage: Eukaryota; Metazoa; Chordata; Actinopteri; Labriformes; Labridae. Gene Ontology annotation, cellular component: nucleus. The coding region runs from base 140 to 811 and encodes 223 amino acids. Gene Ontology annotation, biological process: regulation of neurogenesis; regulation of transcription by RNA polymerase II; anterior/posterior pattern specification. Gene Ontology annotation, molecular function: RNA polymerase II cis-regulatory region sequence-specific DNA binding; DNA-binding transcription factor activity, RNA polymerase II-specific; protein dimerization activity. The record is from RefSeq and is a predicted model, not a curated record.